UCAGCUUAUUACACAGUCGUAAUUUUCAUACAUUUAUAAUCAUUUCUGCUUUAACAUGCAGUAACUUACAAUGUUUCGGGCCUCUUGUGCCCACGUUGCUUUACUAAGUGUGUUUCACAAUAAAAUGGCCAAUAAUAUUUAAUGAGCACAGCAACAUUACGGCAUGUUUACUUUUUCUCCAGUUGCAUGCAUUGUCCAAGCUAACAUGCUAACUACCAAACUACCUGCGCUAAACAGAUGAAGCCAGUUUUUAUCCUUCACUGCUUCCUUCCUGCUGCAUCUUCUCGUCCUCCAUAUCUUUUAAUUUCACGUCCAACCGCUCCUUCUCCGACUUCCUGUCCGAGGCUUUUAUUCUGGGGCUUUGUUCUUUCAGGGGCAGGUCUCUGGGGGUCUGGUCCUCUAAAGCCUUGUUGCAGGUUCUGGUUCUCUGUCCUUCUCUUUAAUGAGGUCCAGCUGGGUCAGUUUGACCAGCUGGUCCUCCUUCCUCCGGUCUGGUUUCUGGUCCAGAGCAUCGUACUCAGCUUCAGGCCUCAUUGCGCUAAAGAGGCAUUUUAUACCUCAGGACCCUUAAAAUAUCACAUUUUCCACUAUUCCUGACGCCAAAACUGGUUCUUUGAAAAAAGAGCUAAUUUUGUUUCUAAAUUCAAAAUAAAGCAACAACACUUUUGGACACAAUAAAAAAUGACUUUUCUUCUGAUAAACUAUGACUUGACUCAUAUUGGCUGAAGAACAUUUGGCGGUGAUAUAUUUAUUAUUCAUGUUGGGAGACUUUUGAAGCCUUAAAACAAGUUGCAGAUGCAGUUAUCUUUAUUUUUAAAAGCUAUGGUUUGUUCACCGCGGAUGCAGCUGAUCGGUCGACCACGUGGUGGCAGCAGAGUGACGUAACACAGGUGGAGCAUGUCGUGAAUUAUUGCGACUCUUUACUCAAUGCGAGAGGAACUGACUUCUUCAUGAUCUUCCUCCAUGCGUUUUUCUCUGAUAAUUCUUAAAUAUUGAUCACUUUGAAUCUCUUAGUGUCUCUUUGGUGUUGCCGUGUGUCUCUUGGUGAGUUGUUGUGUGUCUCUUGGUGAGUUGUUGUGUGUCUCCUGGUGAGUUGUUGAGGUAUUUCUUGUAUGUUGUCUUGUGUGUUCUUUCUUUCUGUUUUGGGGUUUCCUUGGAGUUGUUCUCCAUCUCUUCUGUAGCUGUUGGACAACGUGUCUCUUUGUCUCCUCGUGCAGGUCUUUUUUUUAAUCUCUUUUGUUGUUUUGUGUCUCUUUGUGUUACUGUGUCGUCACUUAAGUCUCUUCCUCGUUGGUUCCGUGACACUGGCACCCUCCGGACACCUGGCCCUCGUGCGCAGGUAGCCGAGUGACCCCCCGGGGUGCAGGGCGCGUGCUCGUGGGCGACGACCCUUCCUGCUGGUGGGCGGAGCUUGUGAUCCUCUGCGGACGGUUUCAAAGUCCCUCGGAAAUCCCAAAAUUCAAGUCAAUAUUUACAAAGCGGUUUAGUGAUUAACUGCCCUCUUGUGCUGCAGCUGCCCCGAGUCCCAGCAGGCACGCGCACACGCACGCACAAGCAUAAGCGAGCGCACACGGUCUCUCGGUCCGCUCCACGAUGCUGUGCGUCCCCGUCCGGAGAGGUCUGGGUCCCCUGUGCAGAGCGGGUCCCCUGUCGGCAUGGACGCGGCCCCAGAGCCGCUCAGCGGCCCGCGGGCCGGACCUCAGCGGCAUCUACCCCCCCAUCGCCACCCCCUUCACCCCCGGGGAGGACGUGGACUACCGCAAGCUGGAGGAGAACCUGCGCAAGUACGCCGAGAUCCCGUUCCGAGGCCUGGUGGUGCAGGGCUCCAACGGGGAGUACCCCUACCUCACCGAGGAGGAGCGGGUGGAGGUGGUGGAGACGGUGAGGCGGUCGCUGCCAACCGACAAACUGCUGAUGGCCGGAUCGGGCUGUGAAUCCACCAGAGCCACGCUGCGCCUCACGGAGAAGAUGGCGGCGGCCGGCGCCGACGUGGCUCUGGUGGUGACGCCCUGCUUCUACAAGGGCAAGAUGGACGGAGCCGCUCUGACCCAGCACUUCACCAAGGUGGCGGACGGCAGCCCGGUGCCGGUGGUUCUGUACAGCGUGCCGGCCAACACGGGCCUGGAGCUGCCGCUGGACGCCGUGGUGCAUCUCGCCCAGCACCCCAACAUCCUGGGGAUCAAGGACAGCGGGGGGGACGUAAGCCACGUGAUACGACUCAACCAGCAUUUACCUCCAGUUGUCUGGUUCCCUGAACGCUGCAGGCUUCAUCUGAGAGAAAGAAACCAAUCAGCCGAUCAAUCAAUGCGGAGUCGGUUGUGUGUGUGUGUGUGUGUGUGGUCGAGGGUCGCAGCAGAAGAAGAGGAGCCUGAACUCGUUCCUCCCGCCGUGUGUGGGAAGCGUCUGCGAGAAGCCGCGCGGAUGGAUUCGCGGUUUGGGAGAGCGGCGGUGUUCGUCCACUCGCUGGGAGAGCGAGCGGCGUGGGCGUAGUUCAAGCACACGGCGGCCCCGCUGCAUUGUGGGCGUGAGGAGGACGCGCGCGGGAAAACAGGGGGUCAAGGGUCAAUCUGAGGAACGCAGACAAAAGUUGCAGAAAGAUUAUUCGGCGGCGCGCAGGUUUCCCACGCGGAGCGUCUCUCUCUGGCACGACGCUCGAUGGGAGAAACGCUCGGCUGGGAUUUAAUGUCCUGAUGUUUUGGACCAGAAGCAUUAAUUCUAAAACGCUGAUUAAUCCAAAGAUUAUUAUUUUAUCCCUUGUUGUUCUUUGCUCUUUAAUAGUCUCAGGAAAAAAACUGUGAAAUAUCUCCAAAAGUCUGAUGACGUCCUCAGAUCAUCGGUCCCUCCGUGCACGUUAGCUACGUAGCUACGUAGCUGCGAUGCUACGCCAACAACCUACGGACCUCCGUGGUCACUAUAACAACCAGCGUAAAGGCCCAAAUCCCAGCAGGUGUUCAGAAGGCUCCAUGGCCUUCAACAUCUAUGCCGACCUGUUACACAGGUUCCUCACGUGGGAGCAGGAGCCAAAGAGGAGUAGAAUAGAAACAUGUGUAGACAACAACAUCUCAUGCGUAAGAUGAUUAGAACGAGUAGUAAACCGAAUCAUUAUGGAAUAAAUUACAAGGAAGAAUAGUAAGCGCAGCAGUAGAUGUAAGAGAAUAACAAAUGAAGGCAUCAAUCAGCCGCUGGUUCCUC
This is a messenger RNA of Gasterosteus aculeatus aculeatus (three-spined stickleback), 3192 nucleotides long. The record is from RefSeq and is a predicted model, not a curated record. Lineage: Eukaryota; Metazoa; Chordata; Actinopteri; Perciformes; Gasterosteidae.